Molecule: messenger RNA, 1592 nt
Organism: Phyllopteryx taeniolatus (common seadragon)
Lineage: Eukaryota; Metazoa; Chordata; Actinopteri; Syngnathiformes; Syngnathidae
Gene: ube2d2
Product: ubiquitin-conjugating enzyme E2D 2 (UBC4/5 homolog, yeast)
Exons: 8
Coding region: 132-575 (147 amino acids)
Biological process (GO): protein K48-linked ubiquitination; ubiquitin-dependent protein catabolic process
Cellular component (GO): nucleus
Molecular function (GO): ubiquitin conjugating enzyme activity
Source: RefSeq, a predicted model, not a curated record
GCCAUUGUUCCUGUUGUGUGAGCACAGGCCCGCUGUGAUUUGGUAGCCGCUGCAGCAGGAGGAAGGACCGCGGGUCUACCCUUCUAUCGUUUAGUUUCCAUUCGACAUUCUAUAGAAGCGCUAGCACAACAAUGGCUCUGAAAAGAAUCCACAAGGAGUUGAAUGACUUCGCACGGGAUCCCCCAGCCCAGUGUUCUGCUGGACCAGUAGGAGAUGACAGUUUUCACUGGCAAGCCACAAUAAUGGGGCCUAAUGACAGUCCUUACCAAGGCGGGGUUUUCUUCUUGACCAUCCACUUCCCCACAGACUACCCCUUCAAACCACCAAAGGUUGCAUUUACCACAAGAAUCUACCAUCCAAAUAUCAACAGCAACGGCAGCAUUUGUCUUGACAUCCUGCGAUCACAGUGGUCUCCGGCUCUCACCAUCUCCAAAGUUCUCCUGUCCAUCUGCUCUCUGCUGUGCGACCCAAACCCGGAUGACCCCUUAGUACCUGAGAUCGCCCGUAUCUACAAGACGGACAGGGAAAAGUACAACAAAAUAGCCCGGGAAUGGACACAAAAGUAUGCAAUGUAGUGUUGGUGGAUUAAAAUCAUGGCCAACCAGCUCUACUGCAAAAGUUUGGGGAGCUUGAGAUGUAAAGAGAAAACAAACAAAAAAAACCACAUACAAAUGAAAAGUUUAAAAUAAGAUCUUGUUGGUUUCCAUUGGAGUGCUUUCUUUGAGCCACGCCUCCCCUUACCAGAGUACCUCUACCCCCCAUAUGUGUUGUUUCUCCUCGCCCCGUCUGUCUUCAUUUCUUUCUGUCAUGCCUGCCCAACCACCCGACCUGCUCUCCCUCCCAUGAACUAACAGCCAACUUGUAAUGGUAAUAAGCGCCUCUCCUUUAGUGCCCCAUCCUUUGAUUCCUCACACCUGUAGUUCGUUUUAGUUAGUGUCCUUGCAGGUUUGGUUGUUGCUGCCGCCCCUUUUGCUCCCCCAUCCUCACUCACCUACCCCAAAUAGUCAAUCACUUAAAGCAUUCCUUUGAGCAUCUAAAAUUUGAAGGGACCUGUUUCUUUUUACCUUUUGGGGGAGGGGGGGGACACACACCGUUUGGGGAAUUUUACACUCGGCAUCCUUCGUUUCGUUUUUCCUCUUUGAUUCCCAUCUGUCGAGAAAGCAGACUGACUGUGAGUCGAAGGGCACUGUAUUAAAUGCAACAUAGCACCCAACAACACCCAUGUUGACUCAUAUGGUACACAGACAAACACAUGGACAACUAACCCCAUGUCACCCCCACAACGGCCACCAUCUUUUCUUUACUGAAAAAGUGGAGGUUCUAGACUGGGUAUUUAAGCAAUUUAAUUUUCUUAGCUCAGCCUGUGUUACCCCCACCCCACCCAUCCUUCUCCCUAUAACUCUUUAGGUAGCUUUUUUUUUUUUGGUUAAAUUUAGAGGCUAACAUCUUAAAUGGCUCUGGGACUGGCUUGGGCUCUGAGUGUGAGGAGAACCCACUCUUCUUGCACAAAACCUCUGUAUAUUGAAUUACCUGAGAGGCUCGUUGAGCUUUGUGUGUUGAUUAAACUGUGUAAUAAAAACGCCUGACUCCUG